Messenger RNA from Lathyrus oleraceus (garden pea), 666 nucleotides. RefSeq lists its product as uncharacterized. NCBI's taxonomy places the organism in Eukaryota, Viridiplantae, Streptophyta, Magnoliopsida, Fabales, Fabaceae. Gene Ontology annotation, molecular function: nucleic acid binding; RNA-DNA hybrid ribonuclease activity. The coding region runs from base 1 to 666 and encodes 221 amino acids. The transcript has a single exon. The record is from RefSeq and is a predicted model, not a curated record.
AUGUUGAUUAAGGAUUGCAACAUCCCUAGCCCCGAGGAAGGACCUGAGCCUAGGUCCCGUUGGACUUUGGUUUUUCAUGGAGCUUCUACCGCUCAUGGCAACUACAUUGGGGCAGUGAUCACUUAUCCAACUAAUUUCCACCUCCCCUUCAUUGCAAGGCUGUUUUUUGAGUGUACAAACAACACGGUCGAGUACGAGGCUUGUAUCUUCGGUAUCAAAGCUAUUAUUGAUCUUAGGAUCAAAAUCCUUGAAGUUUACGGAGAUUCAACCCUAGUCAUUAGCCAAGUUAAAGGAGAUUGGGAUACUAGAGAUCAUAAGCUCGUUCCUUACAAGGAACAUGUCUUGAAACUAGUCCCAUACUUUGAUGAGAUCACAUUCCAUUACAUCCCUCAAGAAGAGAAUCAGUUAGUUGACGCCUUGGCGACUUUGGCGUCCAUGUUUAAGGUCAAGUGGAAGAAUGAAGCACCACCCUUUCACCUUAAAUACUUGGAUGAGCCUUCUUACUAUCUGGAGGCCAAAGACGUAGUCGAUAGUUAUCCUUGGUACUAUGACAUCAUGAGAUUCUUAGAGUGCCAAGAAUACCCUAAAGACACAUCAAUUACUGACAAGAAGUACCUUCGGAAACUGUCUUCCAAAUUCUUCUUAAGUGGAGGGGUACUAUACUAG